UCAGUCAUAAACCCAAAACCCACACAUUUCCGGCAAAUCACAGAAUUUUCACCUUUAUUCUCUCUCUCUCUCUCUCUCUCACACACACAAAAACAUACCUGAGUCUCUUAUUUACUUUAGCACAGCUGGUGAAGCAAGCGAAACGACGCAGGUUGUAUCAAUUUUUAUCUGCUGUUGGGAAAAUGAUAGAAGCAGGAAAACCCCAAGCUAAUCCUUCGAAGAUGUCAUCAUUGUCACCUAAGGCGAUCAUACACCAAAAGUAUGGUGACAAGGCCUCCUACCAGGUUGAAGAAGUUCAAGUUACACCAGAAAAUGGAUGUCCCGGGCUCGUCAUCACACAGAAGGCGCCACCAUGUCUUUACCGUUGCACUCUGCAUCUUCCGGAAACUACUGUUGUCUCUGAUACAUUUAAAAGGAAAAAGGAAGCUGAACAAUCAGCUGCUGAGAAGGCCAUAGAAAAGCUAGGCCUCCGUCAGAAGGAAUAUAAUCCCACCAAGCAGGAAGCUUGGGAUGAUUUAGCUGGUCGUGUUGCUUUCCUCUUUGCAAAUGAGUUUCUUUCAUUUCCCAAUCCACUCAGUAAUCACUUCAGAGCAGCUUUGAGAAGAGAUGGUCAUUUCAAUGGUUUCGUUCCAGUUUCAGUAAUCGCAGUCUAUGAUGCAAAGACUACUAGCAUAUGCAAAUUCAUAAAUCCUGCUGCUGAGAUGAAUUCGCUGCUGGUGAUGUCUCUAGUUUCACGGGCAGCAGCUAAACUGUCUGAUUUAGUCAUCGUAUCUGAUGAUCAGCUUUCGGUACAGAGGAUAAAUUUAUAUUCACCAGAGAUUAUAUCUUCAAUAAACCAUGAAGUGAGCCUGUUGGAAAGCAUUCCACUUGAUGUGAUACUUAUUCCAGUUUCAUGUGAGAAAGCUGUUGAACCUUUGAAACUUAACAUUUCUGCAACUGGUUAUUACCUUGAUGUUAUUGCCCGUGCACUAAGUUUGCCAGGGGCUUCGGAUAUUAUAAUAUCCAGAACGAUCGGUAAAGCUUCAUCUGAAAUGAGAAUAUAUUCCUCCACUCCAAAACGUCUCUUUGAAAACUUGUCAGAGCCUCAAACCAAACAAGCUAGCCAUGUUGAAGGAUCUCUAAACAUAAGGGCAACUUAUUUUGCUGGCCAAGAGAUACACGGUGAUGCAAUUCUGGCUUCUAUAGGUUACACAUGGAAGUCCACCGAUCUUUCACAUGAAGCCAUUUCACUGUGCUCAUAUUAUAGAAAUUUUGUCAGUAAGAUACCGAGUGGACCAUACAAGGUAUCUAGAGAUGCAAUACUUGCUGCUCAGUUGCCUUUAGCAUUCACAACGAAAAGCAAUUGGAGAGGUUCAUUUCCCAGAGACAUACUUUGUGCAUUUUGCCGCUCUCACCAUCUUUCGGAACCUGUCUUCUCUACUCAAAGUAGCAUGCUGGAUUCAUCAGUAAAUUUACCUGGAUCCCGCAAAAAGUUGAAAGCAACAGAGUUGAGCGAGAAGGAAAAAAGUGAAUUGGGCAUUGCUGCUGCACCAACUGGAGCUAUUAGUUGUAAUAUAAAGAUAUAUUCCAAAAAUCAAGAACUUCUUUUAGAGUGCUCACCACAAGAAUCUUACCGGAAGCAGACGGAUGCUGUGCAAAGUGUAGCUUUGAAAGUCCUACGCUGGCUGGACUUAUAUUUUGAAAAACCAGACUUGUCUGCGGAGGAGUUGGGCUUAUUAGCAAAAAAGUUUGAUAUUCAGUUUACUCAAAACUUCUUUAAGGGAUUCUCGCUAUGCCACUCUGUGCACAGAUCUGGAACCACCAUAACUCAAGCUUCCGAUACAACUCUUAAUAAUGUAGAGGGUCAAAAUUCGGGCGUAACUCCAGGUAAUGGCUGUUUAGCAUGCAUAAGCUACACAGUCUCAUUGUUAGGAGAAGGAGAUGGCACUAAAGAAUAUAUUGAAAGCUGCGAAGAGUUUGAGUUUGAAGUCGGUAAUCAAGCUGUCUUGCCUCAUUUGGAAGCAGCUGUGGAAAAGAUGGCUGUUGGCCAGUCAGCAUAUUUUACAGUGGCGUUGCCUCUCAGUGAGUUGAUUUUGGCUGCAUCUGGGGAUUCUGCGAAAACUCUAUCAUUAUUGUCUCCAAGAAGCUGCAAAUUGGAGUACUGUGUUACUUUAUUGCAGGUGACUGAACCAUUAGAAGAUCGAAUGGAGCAAGCCCUGUUUAGCCCCCCUCUGUCCAAGCAGCGUGUUGAAUUUGCUGUAUGCCAAAUUAGACAAUCUUCUGCAGUUUCUUUGGUUGAUUUUGGUUGUGGUUCUGGAAGUUUAUUGGAUUCCUUGCUGUCUUAUCCCACAUCACUGGAGAAAAUUGCUGGUGUUGAUCUUUCACAUCGAGGUCUUGCAAAAGCAGCAAAGUUGGUUCACUCAAAGUUAAACAGUUUAUUAGAUCCCAAUGAGCCGACUAGCGAGAUGAAAUCUGCAGCUCUGUAUUACGGAAACAUCACAGAAUUUGACCCUCAGCUACAUGGAUUCGACAUUGCAACUUGCUUGGAGGUGAUUGAACAUAUGGAGGAAGAAGAAGCAUGCUUAUUUGGCAAUGUAGUGCUGAGCUUGUUCACCCCCAAGAUCCUCAUCGUCUCCACCCCAAACUACGAGUACAAUGUGAUCCUCCAGGGAUGCACGCCGCACGGCCAAGAAGAUGAUCUGGAUGAAAAGAACCAGGCGCAGGCCACCAAAUUCCGAAAUCAUGAUCACAAAUUCGAAUGGACCAGAGCCCAGUUUCAGCACUGGGCGUCUGAGCUGGCCGCGAAGCACAACUACUCUGUUGAGUUCAGUGGCGUUGGGGGAGCUGCUGAUGUGGAGCCCGGGUUUGCGUCCCAGAUCGCGAUAUUUAGGAGAGGGGAAGAGAGUGUGAGCAGCAUGGAAUGUGGCAGUGAAUAUGUCCAAAUCUGGAAAUGGAGUAGAGAGGAUGUAGCAGUUAAUUGUUGAUUCUUAGUCCUACUUUUUGUCUCUUUUGAAUGUUCUGUUUAUGGAAAUUGGUCAUUUUUGUUCAGUAACUUGGCAAUUUCGUUGCAAUUGAAAAUUCUACAUUAUCUAGGUUCUAAA
Salvia hispanica is the source of this 3080-nucleotide messenger RNA. It is a transcript of the gene HEN1, whose product is annotated as double-stranded RNA binding protein-related / DsRBD protein-like protein. The record is from RefSeq and is a predicted model, not a curated record. Gene Ontology annotation, molecular function: O-methyltransferase activity; peptidyl-prolyl cis-trans isomerase activity; RNA methyltransferase activity. Gene Ontology annotation, cellular component: cytoplasm; nucleus. Gene Ontology annotation, biological process: piRNA processing; RNA methylation; siRNA processing. Lineage: Eukaryota; Viridiplantae; Streptophyta; Magnoliopsida; Lamiales; Lamiaceae.